AUGGCUGCCACAAAAUACAGACCUAUAAACUUGAUAUUUUAUGUAUAUAGUUUGAUUAUUAUUUUCUCCGCCCAUAGUUCCACGGCGGAGCUCCAGAGGCUACUUCAGCCGGCGAAACCCGAUGGUUCGGUAAGCUUUCUCGUCAUCGGAGACUGGGGAAGAAGAGGCUCAUAUAACCAGUCCCAAGUAGCUCUUCAGAUGGGAGAAAUUGGAGAUAAAUUAGAUAUCGACUUUGUAAUUUCUACCGGCGAUAAUUUUUACGACAAUGGAUUAACCGGCUUGCACGAUCUUGCAUUUCAAGAUUCUUUUACCAACAUUUAUACUGCGCCCAGCUUGCAAAAACCUUGGUAUACUGUUUUAGGAAAUCAUGACUAUAGAGGUGACGUCGGGGCACAACUUAGCCCUAUGCUCAAGGCUUUGGACAACAGAUGGGUUUGCAUGAGAUCUUUCAUUGUUAAUGCUGAGAUCGUCGACUUUUUGUUCGUCGACACAACUCCAUUCGUCGAUAAAUAUUUUAUCCAACCAAAUAAGCAUGUCUACGAUUGGAGAGGCGUAUUACCUAGGCAUACAUAUCUGAACAAUCUCUUAAAGGAAGUCGAUGUGGCAUUGAGAGAGUCAAGUGCAAAUUGGAAAAUAGUGAUUGGUCACCAUACGAUCAAAAGCGCAGGCCACCACAGGAACACCGUCGAGUUGGAGAAGCACCUUUUACCGAUUCUCCACGCGAAUGAAGUAGAUCUCUACGUAAAUGGGCAUGAUCAUUGCUUGGAGCACAUAAGCAGCGUGGACAGUAAAAUACAAUUUAUGACAAGUGGAGGUGGAUCAAAGGCAUGGAAAGGUGACGUGAACAAAUUGGACCCAGAAGAGAUGAGGUUUUACUACGACGGUCAAGGAUUCAUGUCGGUUCACAUUUCGGAAGCCGAACUGCGUGUCGUUUUCUAUGAUGUUUAUGGACACGUAUUGCAUCAUUGGAAUACUUCUUACAAGGAGGCUCUUUAUUUCGCUUCUUAA
This is a messenger RNA of Arabis nemorensis, 1008 nucleotides long. The record is from the annotation of a GenBank genome assembly. NCBI's taxonomy places the organism in Eukaryota, Viridiplantae, Streptophyta, Magnoliopsida, Brassicales, Brassicaceae.